Molecule: messenger RNA, 7795 nt
Organism: Caenorhabditis auriculariae
Lineage: Eukaryota; Metazoa; Nematoda; Chromadorea; Rhabditida; Rhabditidae
Source: the annotation of a GenBank genome assembly
AUGUCUUUUGGUUUUACGGAGUCGACAAUCCGGGGAUUCCUCGACACGUUCCACAGCUACAAGCGUUUGAAGGGCUACCCGAUCUGGAACUACUCAAAGAACACAGGCAUCAAAAUAAUAUUGUCGUCUGUGAUGAUCUAAUGAACUUUUUCGCUCGAGAUAAAUAGGCUAUGCAGCUUCUCGCCGACUUAUUCUGUGUUUACGCACAUCAUUACAAUUGUGCAAUUUUUAACUUGGUGCAAUCGGCAUUCGCACUGCCUCCAACGACCCGCAACAAUAGUACCUACAUUAUCCUGAUGCGAAAUCUGUCAGAUGCGGCCCAAGUCAAACACCUCAUUGCUCAGCAGUUUGCCGACUCGUGGAGACAUGCAUUCAACGCAUACCGUGAGAUAAUGUCAGUGCCAUACAAUGCCAUGCUCAUCAAUAAUAAUCCUAUCGAUGGUGGCCAAAUGCGAAUUAUGAGCGACUUCACCAAAGACUUUCCGAUAGUUUACACAAUUUGAAAAAAAAAAGAGUUUUUGUGCAUAUAAAUAAAUUUGAAUCUUGUUUUAAAAUCAUUUCUUCAUGUAUCUUUUUCAAUGAGUGGUCGUAUCAAACCGCAUCUCUCAUUUCUACGUUCUGCAAUCCAAUCUUCAGCAGCAAUUCUCCAGGCUAACCCUCGUGAAAUCAACGUCAUUGUGGAAAUUGUCCAUAAUUUGCUAAACUCUCAAAAUAUUCCGUUGUCGCGAGCCGAAAAAGCGAUUCUAGCCACCGUUCGGGCGCUUCUUUCCGACAUUUCCGUGUCGAGGGAUCCGGAGAUUGCCCGUCAGCUAAUCCUACGCUUGUCCAAAUGUCAGCGUGCCGCGAUCAUAUAUCCAGCCCUGUCAGCGGUGGGGAUGGCUUCAAAGUAGUCAAAAAAUAUCGAAUGAUCCCGUUUGACCCUCGACAGCCUCUGCAGUCGGUACGGCUAUACAUGGAGAGCAUCCUCAACGAUCCGACUCUGAACGAUACAGCCCGAGCCCGUUUCUAUCAGGACAUCCUUUAUCGCUAUUUGAAUUCGAAAAAUCCACCAAAGUUCGACGCGCAAAUGUUUGAAAUGCUUCAAAAUGCUCGACCAAUCGAAGAAAAGAUGGAAGAAGUAGGAGAAGAAGACGCUGUAAAAAGGGACCCUUUGGGUGAAGAAGAAGAAGAAAAAGUCUUGCGACAGCCGCUCAAAGAUGAAGAACCAGUAGUGGAUGACGAACCACCGAGAAGAUUCUUACCAAAAUCUGUGUUCAAAAAAUCCGUACCAAAAACCGUACAUGAACGACGUCCGCAAAUCAAUUUUACGAUGCGAAAAGAUUCGGAAAAACGAGUUGAUGAAACGUUGAGCGAAAAAGAACCGUUGAAAAAGUCGAGCAUCAAAAGAGAAGCGGAUUUUGAAAAAAAUCCAGCAAAACGAGUAAAGGUUGAACCCGACGAGUUUAUCGAGACGAAACCGUUGAAAAAGUCGAGCAUCAAAAGAGAAGCGGAUUUUGAAAAAAAUCCAGCAAAACGAGUAAAGGUUGAACCCGACGAGUUUAUCGAGACGAAACCGUUGAAAAAGUCGAGCAUCAAAAGAGAAGCGGAUUUUGAAAAAAAAAUCCAGCAAAACGAGUAAAGGUUGAACCACUGGAAGACGUGGAUGAAAAACCUUUAAAACUCGAAUCUACGAGUCGUAUCAAAGGAGAAGCGGAUUUUGAGAAAAAACCGAAAAAACGGAUAAAGACCGAGUCGAAAGAAAAGAAGGAGAAAAAGGAGAAGAAGAAGAAGAAGAAGAAGAAGAAGAAGAAGAAGAAGAAGAAGAAGAAGAAGAAGAAGAAGAAGAAGAAAAGAUUGAAAAAGUCUGAAAAAGGAAUCGAGGAGGCGCUGCACGAUGAAGUCUUGCGACAGCGGCACCAGCUGGACGAGAUUGAUACCGUACCCCUGCCCGAGGACAACGAGAGGCUACGAGGAACGAAAAGACGGCUACCCGCACCACACCACACCGACUUGAAAAGAACCAUACGAACCGGGUUCAAACGUCGCGCGGACGGUUCAAUUUUUUCGGAUGGGCUCAAAAAGCAGCGCGGCAGCGGAUGCAAACGUUUAUAUUGUAAAAUUUGGAAAUUGUGAAAUCAAUAAAGUGUAUUUAACAACUGUUUUUCGUUUUAAAAUUCAUUUUUUCGACAUGGAUGCUGCGUUGAAGGAUGCAUUUCUCAACCCAAAAUCUGCGAUGGCUUUUUCUUCGGCCCGGAAUGUCAUUGAGACUGAUUGAAUGGUAAAUAAUAUCCGUCGGGAUUUUCAUAAUAGCUGUUGCUCACUUUUUCAUUCAAUACAGUGCAGUAAAGCUGAACAUAUUCUUCAAGGUUGUAGAAGGAAAAUAAUCAAAACGCUCUCCACCAAAAAAACGCUCUCCACGAAACAAACGUUGUCUUUUUUUCUUAUCGUGCCAGGAUCAAUUUACUCAGACACCCACGGGUUAUAACCGGGGCGCGCUAAAUAUAUUUACAAUGUCUCAAGCCAGCCGUGAAUCAGCUACAGGCGUAUUUUUUCGGCGUAGGCGAUAUCGUAGACUUGUAUAAUUAUAUUAUUCCGAAGAUUUCAAACAUAUUUCAUUACAUCAUCAUGUUUGGAAAUUCCUGUUUUUGUAGUUCUAGCGAUAUUUUUUUGAGAAAAAAAUAAAUAUACCUUUGUUUCUCCCUGAAAAAAAUUGCAAUGAAACAAUGUGUUGCGCCAUUAUCAAGUAUUUCAAUACAUUCCAUAUAACAUAGCCCCAAAUUGUCUCCAUCGAGAGGCAACUCAACCGCUGAGAUUUUUCGUGUGUUUAAAAAAUUCGUAGUGACGUUCGCUUGCAUAAUCGUGUAUGAAAACGAAUCCAUCUGUUAAAAAAAAGUUCAAAUAAGGAAUUUGAAAACUUGAAAGCUAUGUGACGUGCGCAUAGCAGUUCUGGCCCAAAUUUCAAUGGUAAGUAGUCCUAGGGGAGAUGGAUCGGAAACGAAAUCUUUCACUUGCCGAGAAAAGUAAUUUCGAUUUCAGGAGCUCUCCCAUUCUCGCUAUUGGAAAUUAUCCAUUUUCUCCAGAAAUUUGGAUAGAUUUUUAGGUUUGUAGGAGGUUUUUUUUUACCACUUUUCCUAGGAAUACCCACCUCAAAAGUUUAGACAUUUGAAUCUAAAUUCAUACAAUAGAUCGAAAAUCCGAUUUUACCAUACUCCUUCGUAAUGGUGAUCUUCAUAGUUGCGAAUUUGAACAAAGUUGGAAAUUCAUUGAUUCAUCAACUAGUUUUUCCUUCCCACUAGGACUCGCGAUGCAAUGCGAAACUUCAUGGACAUCCAUGAUCAGAGACGAUGGAACCUAUUGGUGUUUUUACGUUUGUUAUGACACAAAUAAAAGUUUUUCUAAAUUUAAACUUGAGGUGCCGAUGGCCCUUAUGCCUUGGGACGAAGCCCAAUCAUAUUGCAAAGAACUGGGAGCGCACCUAACCGGCUUCGAAACUGCCGAGGAAUUCGAAAAACUUAAAGGUGUGUUCAUUAUCUGCAAUUUGCCCUGUACUUCACUCUCUAUAAGUAGAAAGGAAGUUUGAGUUUUUAAUGAUAAGUUGUUGAGAUUUCGUCGCAUUUACAAAUAUGUCUUUGAACUUGCUCAAAAGUCUGUGUUUUUUUUUAUAACUAGAUUUUAACUUUGCGCCAAGAUCUCGGCUUUCGACAGCAGAGGGUCAGUGUACGGAAAGUUGCUUGCCGUAAACUAAAUACACAGAGAAAACACUUUGUAGCCAGACAAUACAGAAAUCUUCCUUAAUCGAAAGAUUUCAAGUGUAUUAGUUUUUAAGGAAAGAACUGAAAAAAUUCAAAUCAGCUCACAACUAUCUUAUUAAUUUUUCUUAACAUAUAGGAAAUUCUGCAAAAUUUGAAGCUGAAUGUUUGAAACGAAAUAAAAAGUUCUGGAAGAUGAAAUUUUCAUCUGAAGCUUCUCAUUUUCCUGUGUACAUCUAUUUUUCAAAUCUAUAAAAGAUCCUUUGAGGUUUCAAUUGAAUGUGGGCGACAGAAAUAGACGGAAUUCAACUUUUAUCGAUACGAUUUCCAAUCAUAUGUGACCCAAAAAUUUUUUGAAAAAAAAAAUUGUACUGAGGAGUUUGUCAGUGCUUUCGCUUUGUGUAUUCCGCGCACCGCAAAAAAGGUUAUGAAUCCGCGAAAAGAAAUUUCAUUCCAAACUUUUAAAGUUCAAUUAUCUCUCCUCUGGUGGACUAGUACAUCCUCUUUUGUUCAGAAAGAGGGGGUUAGUUAUAAGAAUUUCGAUGGAGGAGACGAUUUUUCGCUUUGCUUUUUUAGUUCCGCGUGAGAACGGGAAAUUUUAGUUCAUUGGACUCAGACACUACUUGAGUGUGCAAAAAAAGGGGCAAAAAAAAGUUGUUAAUACAUCUCGGAAGUUUUUUCUUUCAAGCAUCGUAAUAUAAUCACUUUCAGAAAAAAUUUCGAACGAUGUUGUUGUUCCGGAAUCGCAAUUGUAUAUUGGAGCGGAAGUUUUUUCGUCAUGUUCGAGCGAAAAUCCUGACGAAAAGUGCAGUCCAGAAAUCGUAUGCAAGGCCAAGGUGGCAUUCGCACCUUUUUUUCUAAUUCAGCAUUGGUUCGGCAAUGUUUCCUCUACCAAUAUCAUACACGAAUAUUGGGCAAAAAAUUGGACGCCUUCAGUCGGCUGCGUUGUUUACAACAAUCGCCAAGCAGACACCAUUGAAAAAGCUGAGAAAGGAUCCCUGAGCGACGUGAAGUAGUCAUUUCUCAUCAUUUUUAUGGCACUACAGAAACAAAUAAACUCAAUUUUUUUGUUUGACUAAAAUUUAUUUUUUAGCUGUACACUCGAGCUGCCAUUCAUCUGUGGCAAAUACGCCUGACUGACUAUUCGCGUCUCAAAGACCUACAAAUGGCGAUGUUCCAGUUCCGUUAAGCUCUUAACAGUUUCAAAUUGCUGUGACUGUGACCUUUUAUAAAGAAAUUAUGUUGCUUUUCGUUAAUUCAUAAUUCACGACGAUUUUGUAAGUGUAAAUGCGAAACCAAAAACAAGGUGGGCGGAGUCAAAACCUCCGCCGUUCCGAUGUGACGUCAUGGGAACGGCAGAGCUCUAAGAGCGUAAAUGUAUAACAGUGCAUAUUAAAGGCGCAGGUGGCCGUAUUGCCAAAGGUUUUGGAACGGAUUGAAUCCUCUCUACUUAAACAAUAGUAGGACAAAAAAUUCUGCUCACGUGUUAGCUGGAUAAACUGAUCGUCGUUGUUUUGUAGUACACACUUAUUUUUUUAACGUUUAAAGGAUGAAUUUGCAGAAACAAGAAAAAACAUCACAGAAAACAAUCUGUAUGACUUUUUAUUUACGAAAUCAGCAGUGACGUUCUUCUUUCUCUUGGCUGAAGGGUGAAAAAAAAAAUGAGCAUCAGUUUACAAAAAAUAUACUGGGUAGAGAAUUAUCUCUAACAUUUGAUCCUUUUCUUUUUCUCUUCAGAAUCUGGCUAACAGCAGUUCGAUAGGGCGUUAUUAACGUUAAGUACAUGGCGCACAUCAUCGGACACAGCAUUUGUCCCGGCGCCCACAUAAGCGAGAAUGUUGGCCAACUGAGAACGGAUAUUGUAUAAUUUUUUUGAUCUGAAGAAAAUUUACACUUCUCGGAAAAAAAAAAACCCUCUAAAACUUUCCCGCACAUGGAUUUUUUUUUUUGGAAAGUACAUCAUAAAAUGCAUUGAAAAAAAGAGCUUCAAAAAAAUAAUUUUGUUUUUUUGAUUCCUCGAACGAAUUCAGUUAAUCCAUCCGGCAAUAAGACCUGCCCAGCUGUUACUCAAUUUUAUAACUACGAUAAUGCUGCCUGGUGUACAACAGGUAAAUCUAGUGAUUCUUGAGGUAAAUUUUCGGAAUCUCAAAUAUUCAGCCGCUAAUUGUGAUCCCGGCGAUGCCAACUCUUGCACAGCUGGACAGCACUGUCAACUGAUGGACGAAGGGGCGUACAAGUGCAUUGGAGGUAAAAAAAAUGACUGGAAAUGAUAAAAGUGAGAGUUGAGGGGAUGAGAUUUCCUGACACUCGUAAAUUCAUAAGAAGAGCCGGACAGGUUGUGGGAGCUUUUCCAAACUUGUUCCUUUCAAGGUAGAAAAAGUUUCUCUCUGCUGACUUCUUGCGUCAUUUCUUGAGCUUUCAAUUACUCUUUCAUCUGGUAGAAAUAUAGUCAAUGUUUCCCUACUUGAAAGGCGAGGGAGGCGUGGCGAGGGGCGGGACGCGUAGCGUGUGCGUACGCGGUUCUUGGCGCCAGUUCAAUUCAAUUGCCACCGGCAAAUUAAAAAGCUCGGCAACCGCUCUUUUUUUUUGUGUUUUCUACUAUUUUUGAUGCACACUUGAACAUAAUCCAUAAACAAUUAAAAAAGGAGUUGAAAGAACGAUUAAUAAGCUCUCUGAAUGCUCGCUGGCGUUUGAAUUGAACAUGUGUCAAGAACCGCGUACGCACACGCUACGCGUCCCGCCCCUUGGCCCGCCUCCCUCGCCUUUCAAGUCGGGAAACAUUGACUAUAAGAGGCUUGUAAAAUGAGAUUAAAAAAAAACUUUUUCAGCUUCUCUCUUUUUACUACCAUUAUCUGGUCUUUCGAACUUUGCCCGAGUUUUUUUUUAACCGAAUCUCAAAAAAAGAAAAACUCAAAUUUAAAGAGCAUCUUCAGAAAGCCUUUGCGUGAAGACUCCUUGCGAGCCUGGCUUCGAUUGCUUGGUCGUCGAAGAUGAAGCUGUUUGUACAAAAAGUUGAUUUAUCAUUUAUCCCGAUGCAAAUUGCGAUUAUUCAGUCGAUCCAUGCUUCCCGAACCCUUGCCAAGAUCAUAUUUGCGAAACGACUUCCAGCGGUUCCUUUAGGUGUAUUGGAGGUAAAAAGAAAAGACUUCAAAGAAAAAAUUCAGAAAAUGCCUUAGACCUUGCUUUCAAAAAACCUAUUCUGAACAUUUAAAAACAAAAAAAAAUAAACGGAAAAGCUUUCGCCUAAAAAUUUAUAAUUCGAAAUUCAAAUUUCAUGGAAGUAUUUUGGAAAAAAAAACAGCCGAAAAUACUUCAAAUACUUGUGAGGCACCUCAAACACAUAUAAAAAAACAAUUAUAGAACAUAAAAUGAUUAAAAAAAUGAGGAAUACUCUGAAAGAAAGCAAGAAAAGGAGAAAAAAUAACUUUUAAUGAAUGAAAUUUCGGGAGAGACGGUAACGAGAACACGCGACGCACCGGGGUUAACCGCGUUGCGUUAGAAGGAACUCGCGUGGGCGCGAUUUUUUAACGUCCAUUUUUUCCCCUGUUUUCACCUGUUUUGAAACACUGUGACGCGGAUCUUGGCACGAAUUCAAUUCAAUCCCCAGCGACUACUUGGAGUGCGCUUUAUCACUCUUUUUAUUUUUUUUUUAAAUUUUUUUUUGUUUUUUCUUGCAUCUGAAAUAGUAGAACAUAUUCAAAAAUUACUGGUGACCAAGCUUUUUGAAUAGUCGGUGACGCUUGAAUUGAACUCGUGCCAAGAAAGUACGCACACGCUACGCGUCCCGCCCAUUUCUCUGCCUCCCUCGCCUUUCAAGCCGGGAUGAAUUAACUAUAUAAAAUGCACAAAAAUCGAUUUAUUUUUUCGUGAAGAGAAAAAAAUUCCAAACCACGUUCAACACAAGAAAUGUUUAUUUUGUCAAUAUCAAUUCAUAUCAAUCAAUUUAUUCAGUCUUCAGAGUAAGAUGAAGAAAAUCCCUGCUGAAUCAUGGUAUAAUCGAAGAGUUAGUCGUCGGCACGGACUACGGUCCACAAUCGUUGUCCAAUACGUCCCAGAGUGACAGCUAG